Messenger RNA from Brassica napus (rape), 1471 nucleotides. RefSeq names its product MATH domain and coiled-coil domain-containing protein At2g42470-like. The coding region runs from base 378 to 770 and encodes 130 amino acids. Lineage: Eukaryota; Viridiplantae; Streptophyta; Magnoliopsida; Brassicales; Brassicaceae. The record is from RefSeq and is a predicted model, not a curated record. The transcript has a single exon.
UAAAUGGAUCUGUUUUUAUGUUUAACCAUUUACUUUAUUGUAAAAAUAUGAGAUCAACUUGAAUACAAUGAAGAACAAUAAAGAGAAUACGAAAAUAUUGUAGAGAAAAUAAAGAGAGAAACUUAAUUACUUUAGUCUUCACAAUUGUGACUACAAGAAAUUAUAGAAGCUAAAAUGAAAAUAAAUAUAUGUUUUUACUAUUCUUCCGCAUCACUAUUCAUCCGCGGUUACUAUUCACUUCUUCACUUUAACAUUUAUAGUGUAACAUAAACAUUAUCUUACCUUGGCAGGUUACUAAAGUGGGAAAGAUAUUCACAGAGCAUCAAGACAUUGCUUUAGAUUUCAAACCAACGAAACAAGAGGUGAAGACAGCAUACAUGAAUGUCCUCCUCAGGGUCAUUAAAACACUCAAUAAGCCUCCAAAGAGCCUUUCAGAGACUAGACUUAACAAGGCUAGCAGCGAGUUGAGUGAGCUGAUGGACGUAGGUUUCAAGCUGGACUGGCUGAAGUCAAAGCUUGAGGAGGUUUCUUUGGAGAGGAAGAAACCAGAUGUUGAUGGGUCUCAGGUCCAACAACUCGAGGAACGUGUCAAGCAUCUUCAGCUGAAGCUUGAUGAGGUUUCUUUGGGGAAGAAGUUAUCAGAUGAUGAUAAUGAGUCUCGUUCCCAAGAAGUAGAGGAACGUGUCAAGCAUAUUGAGCUGAAGCUUGAUGAGGUUUCCUUUGUGAGAAGUUAUCAGAUGAUGAUAAUGAGUUUCGUGCCCAACAAGUAGAGGAGCGUGUCAAGCAUAUUGAGCUGAAGCUUGAUGAGGUUUCCUUGGGGAGGAAGUUAUCAGAUGAUGAUAAUGAGUCUCGUGCCCAACAAGUAGAGGAGCGUGUCAAGGAUCUUGAGCUGAAGCUUGAUGAGGUUUCCUUUGGGAGGAAGAAAGCAGAUGAUACUAAUGAGUCUCGUGCCCAACAAGUAGAGGAACGUGUCAAGAAUCUUGAGCUGAAGCUUGACGAGGUUUCCUUGGGGAGGAAGUUAUCAGAUGAUGAUAAUGAGUCUCGUGCCCAACAAGUAGAGGAGCGUGUCAAGGAUCUUGAGCUGAAGCUUGAUGAGGUUUCCUUGGGGAGGAAGAAAGCAGAUGAUACUAAUGAGUUUCGUGCCAAACAAGUAGAGAAACGUGUCAAAAAUCUUGAGUUGAUGGAAUUGGAACUUAAUAUGUGUUGGAAGCCGAAGCUUGAUGAGUUAGAGGGUAAGAAAACUGAUGAUGGUAUUAUCUUUGAACAAAUCGAGGAUCGUGUCAUGGGUAUAGAGUUCAAGCUGGACAGCUUGAAUACAAAGCUUGAAGAGAUCUCCAAAGAGAAGAAGAAAGCUGAUGAUGCUGAUGGUUCUCUGAUGUCUCGAGUUUUAACCCGAUUAUCUAACUGCAAGUGCACAGUAAAGUACGCAGUAGUAAUACGGGAUCGAAUCCACAGGGACCGAUGAUCACAC